GAACAGUUGCAAACAGCUGAUUGUAAAUGUCAACAUUAAAUAAAGAACGCGGGGUCUUUAAAAAUUCAAACAUAAUUACGUGAAAAUAGUGCAUAGUUGAAGUAGUUACUUAUUAUGAAUCCACCUGCUUCACGUCCCCCCGGGCGCUUCAUACGAGGCCGUGGACGUGGUGGAGGUGCUUACCGGCCAUACUUUUACUUUCGACGGCACGGGCGAACAAUACCAGCCGGUGGUCGAGGAGGAUUCCGUGGAACGGGGAACAUGCCCAAAGCUAGCACCGCUGGCGGCUGGCGUGGUCGUCGCCGUGCAGGACAACAAAACGAUAAUUCCUUAACACACCCACCUGACAUUCGUUUAGAUUCAUCUUUUCUGCGACCAGAGUGUUAUGCAGCGCCGGAAGAUGCCCAGCAUGCAGUACAAAAUAUUCCAGCCAAUAUGCCACUCCAAUGUCCUGGCUGGCAUCUGUACUUUCCACACGAGUCUUAUAAUGAGACAUCGGAGCUGGCGAACCGCAUUAAGGCGAUUGAGGAACAUUAUACCAGACAUGAAGCUGUUUAUGAUUUCAAGCAAAUUCAGUUUGAAAAGUUUUUUAUGUUAGAAGCGAAUAAAGUGUGCGGAGAUGAAGUGCUUAUGAAGGCGUGGCCGCAGAUCAAACAGGAUAUAUUAAUUCAUACUCAGCGUGCACUGGCCACGUUCGGCGCCGCUAUGCACAAAGUGGUAACAGUGGCAGCUGUGGAGCGUACAACCAGCCAAUUGACGUGUAGCACAAAUGUAUAUGUGCCACGCUGUACCCUACCACGAAAGAUAUAUGUGAGACCAGUUGGCUUUCAAGAAGUUAACUUAAUGUCAGAUCUAAAUAGUUCGUUGGUGGAUAGUUUGUGUAGCGUGCGCGGCAUUGUGUAUGCCAUAGGUGCAGUAGAGGCAACGGCCUCUUGGAUUGCGUUCAAGUGCUCGCGCUGUGGCCAAGAGCAAACUCUGAGGCAAAGUGGAUUUUAUAUCACUCGUCCAUACAAUUGCAAACGCGAUGGAUGCCUAGCGAAAAGGAAUUUCAUAGAGCAACGCUCAUCUCCAUUCACGCGCAUUACACCACUGCAAAUAGUUGAGCUUCAAGAGAGCAAUUUACAGUCACCCGUCUAUUUGGAAUUCGAAGCACCACCCGCGCUAAAUGUCGAGCUAAGGUAUGAUUUAGUGGAUAGUUUGGUUUCGGGACAGGAUGUAAUUAUAACUGGUAUACUUAAAAUGCGUUCUUUGAUCGACGAACAAAAUACAUACCCGAAUUCCUCUGCAUCUACGGGAGAAAUCUAUAUGAAAGCUUGCUCCAUACAAGAUGCCAUGCAUUUCGGACACAAUUUCACCCAGCGCGAUAUGGACGCAAUUUCAAUGAUAAACUCUGAACCAGAUAGUUUUAAGCUUUUAGCACAUUCAGUGGCGCCUGAGCUGCACGGUGAAGAAUUGGUGAAAGCGGGCGUGCUGCUAGCACUUUUCGGUGGCUCCGGCUCACAGAUGCACAACGAGUCGGAAAUUAAUGUGCUGUUGGUUGGUGAUCCCGGCAUUGGUAAAUCGCACUUGUUGGAAAUGAGUACAAAUGUUUCGCAAAGAGGCACCCUCUUUAGCGGCAAACGUUGCUCUCCAGCUACACAAUCAUUGGCCACAGCGAUUCAAGGGCGUUCUAAUCAUAUCAUUAACUCUGGCGCACUCGUUACUUCGAACACAGGUCAUUGUGCAAUCGAUGAUCUUGAUCGCUUAGCUUCACAACAAGACAGUCUUCUACAAAUUAUGCAAUCCAAAACUGUUGCAUUGCCAUUUCAUAAUUUAUAUGUUACCAUUACUGCGCCUACCUCCAUUAUUGCUGCGGCAAACUCACUACGUGGGCAUUACGACCGUUCUCGGCUGCUCACUGAGAAUACACGUCUAAGUACUACUUUGCUGCAGCAAUUUCACUUAGUCUUCCUAUUAUUGGACAAGUCUAAUAAAGAUUUAGAUACCUCUUUAACUGAACACAUUAGAGCAAUCCAUGAUGGUAUCAAGAAAAGUUCUACGAUUGCAGCUCGUUUCGCAAUGAAACCAAAAUCAAACAAUUCAAUGAAUUUUUCCCUCACUGACGAAGAAAUAGACGAUGAAAAUUACGAUUUGAGUAAUCGUUUAAAGUUAAAAAACCAAGAUUUUGAAGAGGAGGAGUUAGAUUUGUUGCCGCCUAUUUUAAUGAAGAAAUUUAUUGCGUACGCUCGUCAACAUGUGCGCCCAUUACUAAAUAGCGAAGCCGCUGAAGCGCUGAAAACCUUUUACAUGGGUUUACGUGAAAAAGGAUACGAAGAAAAUCGAUGCGCUGUAAGUACAAGUCACCUUGAAGGCCUCAUCCGACUCUCACAAGCCCGUGCACGCGUCGAUUUCUCUGUUGAAGUGACAAACGCUCAUGUACGUGAUGUCCUAUGCAUUGUACGGCACAGCAUUGCCGAUACCGCGACGAGCAAUUAUAUUGACACAAAUCCCGCCACGGCGAGCGCAGCCACCAGCCAAAGGGGUACGGUGAAAAAAUUCAUACAAAUGUUUCAAAUGCGUUCCAGUGCAUUGGGACGACGGAUAUUCGACUUCGAUGAGUUGAAGGAUAUGGCAACGCGCGCAGGUAUUUCAUGUGGCGUCAGCAAUUUGGUGGAAGUUGUAAAUUUGCAAGGAUAUUUACUAAAGAAGGGACCGAAUAUGUAUGAAGUGAUGGCCGAUUAGUGGCCGGAAAGGAUGAAGAAAUGAAGACAAAUUAGAUAUUUUAAGUAGAUAUUAAUAGAGAAGGUAGAAAUGAAGUAUGUGAAAAGCGUUAAAGUUUUUUGUUUUUGUUUUUAAUUUCGCAGCAAACGAAUUUAAGUUACAUGUAAAUAUAGAAAGUGAAGCUUUUAAAGUAAAUUUA
This is a messenger RNA of Anastrepha ludens (Mexican fruit fly), 2899 nucleotides long. It is a transcript of the gene rec, whose product is annotated as DNA replication licensing factor REC. NCBI's taxonomy places the organism in Eukaryota, Metazoa, Arthropoda, Insecta, Diptera, Tephritidae. Gene Ontology annotation, cellular component: nucleus; MCM complex. Bases 115 to 2721 code for a protein of 868 amino acids. The transcript is spliced from 5 exons. Gene Ontology annotation, molecular function: single-stranded DNA helicase activity; ATP binding; single-stranded DNA binding. The record is from RefSeq and is a predicted model, not a curated record.